GUGUGUAUGAGGAAGAGAAGAGAAAGAAAGAAGGGAGGAGCAAAAGUUAGCUGUUAAAUGUUUACCUAGCUUUAAACAAUUUACGCCUGCUUUACCUUUUAUGUGUAUCACACAUAUGAUUUAAAACUAAACUGGAUAUAUUUAUUGCAUGUCAGGUCUUGUUUAGUCUCCAUCAUCUCAGUGUAAAGCACAAGAUCUUGUAUUUUGAGCUGGGCAUGUGGAAGCUGAGCUGCUGUGUUCAUCAUUAGGAUGCAGAACACAAGAGCUUCGAUCAGGACUGCAGAAAGAAGCAAUGUCAUCAACUAUUCAGCCCCGCCGACGAAACAGCAAGGAUGUUCCUCCCAGACUGGCAUCACAUCAUGAUGCCAUCCUCAUGAAUCCAGGUCCUCCAGCACUUUACCGACUGAACACAGACAGAAAAUAUAUUGAUGGCAAUCAGAAAAAGGUCAGACGAUGGACAUAUGGAAAAAGAGACCGAAACAAGCAGAACAAAGUCAUCCUGCUGGUGGGAGAAACCGGAGCUGGGAAAACCACCCUCAACAACACCAUGAUCAACUACUUCCUCGGAGUGAAGUUUGAGGAUGAAGAGUUUUACCAAAUCACAGAAGAAGAAGAAGAAGACAUAGAAGAGUCAUUAACCCAGACAUCUGAGAUCACUGUUUAUGAGGUGUUUGUCGAAGAAAACCCAACAUCUCUGACCAUCAUUGACACUCCAGGAUACGCAAACACUGACGGAUACGAGAAAGACCGAGAGAUCUCUGAGUAUCUGAGCAGAUUAUUCUCAGACGAGGAUGGCAUUCAUUAUAUUGAUGCAGUGUGUUUUGUGAUGAAGGCGACUCAGAAUCGACUCUCUGGAAAAGAGCUUUACAUAUUUCACUCAGUUCUGUCUCUGUUUGGUAGAGAUAUAGAGAACAACACAGUGAUUCUCUUCACACAUUCAGAUGGACGACAUCCAAGAGAUGCUCUCAGUGCCAUUAAGAAAGCCCAGAUUCCCUGCAGAAGAGAUGGGAAAAAACAACCCGUUCAUUUCUUAUUCAACAACCAGCAGAAAGAGAAAAGAGACAAACAGUGUGAGAGUGAUCUGAAUUCCGCCUGGGAGAUGGGAGACCAAAGCAUGAGGGAGAUUUUGACACUCCUGGAAGAGAAGAACAGAAAAAGUCUUCAGAUGACAUUAGAUGUUCUGAAAGAGCGAAGACGACUUGAGGCCUGUGUCUCGAAUCUGAAGGAGCGAAUCUGUGAGGAGGAGCUGAAAACGAAAGAACUGACUGGGAUUCAGGAAGCCAUCAAAGAGCACAGAGACAAGAUUCAGAAAUGUGAAAACUUUCAGUUUACAGUCCGAACAUCUGUCAAAGAGAAAGUCUCCACAGAUGAUGAAUGGUGGUGGAGCAGAAACCAAACCUGCUGCAAUGUCUGUGAAGAGAACUGCCAUAAGAAAUGCUGGGAAGAACCCUCAAGCUGUGAAGUCAUGAAAAAAAACCACUGCACUGUGUGUACAGGAAAGUGUCAUUACAGUGAGCAUGUCAGGGAGAAUAAAAAAUAUGUGGUGAAUACAAAGACCAUCACGAUGACAUUUCACGAGCUUAAACUGGAGUAUGAACGCACUGGUGAAAAGCCGAAAACCAGCUUUGAUAAAAAAAUAUAUGAAAAUAUUUCAAACGAACAUGAAAGAAAUAAGAAAGAAUCUGAGAAUAAAACCGAAGUAGAAGAGAAACUGGUCAGUGAUCUGGAGAAGAUUAAAAAUGACGAGUCCAACCUGCUGCAUGAAGCUUAUAUCAUCGUUGUGAGUCUGUCUGAAAUCGCACUGAAAGCAGACAGCGCUUUCACUCUUCAGCAUCUGGAUUUCUUGAUUGACAGACUGAAGGAGGAGGGAAAGGAUGAAUGGAUGAAGAACCUGAAGGAUCUGAGGAAAACUGGAGAGGAACAGAAAAAUAAGGGGGCUCUACAUCAUGUGAUGGAUUUCACUGGGAAAAAUUGCAACCGAUUUGACAAUCGUGUAGCGGCAGCAACAGCAGCAUCCAUACAUCACCACCGGCGCAAAAGCAUGGAUGAACCUCCCGAAAUAAUAGCCGGAGUUACUCGUCUGAAAGAUGAAUUUAUUGAACUCUACGAGAAAGAUCACCCUCAGCUUCAGCAGUGCACAGAGAGACUGUGUCAUAUCAUCAAAAAGUUUGAAAAUGAUUGCAGAUUUGCCUCUGAAGGCUCUAGAUUAGCAGGAUGGGCGGGCAUAGGUGGAUCCGCUGCUAUAGCUGCAGGAUUAGCUUUAGCUCCAUUUACUGUAGGGGCUUUUUUUGUUGCUCUUGUGGUUUUUCUUGUUUUCGCUAUAUGUACAUUCAUAAGUGCUCGAGGUAUAAGUGUAAACUGCAGCUCUAAGAAAAAGCGCCAGAUGACAGGGUUAAGAAAAGGCAUUGAAUCUGAACUGAAGGGAUUUCAGGAUAAAAUCAGCCCUAUGGCUGAAAAGAUGAAAGACAUUCUUGAGCGCACUGAGACAAUAUUGGGAGAGCAAGAUGCCACAUGGAUAGAAGACGUUACUGAACUGACCAAGCGGGUUUCUGAAACUAUGGCUUUAAUUUCAGAAGUUUAUAGUGGGUUCAGCUUUGUGUUUAACAUGAUCUCGUCUGAAAACACCAGGACACUCGAUGACAUGGACAAACUAGCAGAUACACACAUAGAUGAAGAAAUAGAGGAAAGUGAGAUGAACACAAAGGCUGGGAAAUUCAUUGUUAAAAUGAGGAACUUAAUUGAUCAGUUACAAAACAUUGUUAAUGAACUUGAGAAAACAAAAGACAAACUAGCAGUUUAUUAGAAUACAAACUGAAAACUGCUGAGGCAAGUUAUUGCUCGAUCCACCUGAAGCAUCAAUUCAUCUAGUGACCAGCAUCUCAUUACAGCUAAUAAAGUCAAGCCACCUUUAUUUUUUGUAGUGCAUACCAGGGUGUAGAAUUGGGGUGGGGGUGACUACCAAACUGUCCCUAGUAAUCAUUUUUAUUAAACAAUUACAUAUAUGUAUGUUUUUGUAAUUUUGCAAAUGUUCCAUUGGUAUUACUUAAGAGGUUAAUGUAAAUGUUAGAAAACUUAGAGAGCUUCCUAUUGGCUGACAUUAAAGAGAGGUGCUGUUAUGUUAGAAAUUCAUUCCUGUUACAAACAGGUUUUAUAUUAGGCUGCUAUGGUUUUUGUGUGACAUGAUACCAUGUAACUCUCACUCAGUGAUACAGCAAGUUUUCAAUUCAAAACAACCAUUUUUUGAGGGGAAAAAAAGUAUAGUUUACAUUGCUGAACUCUGUUGGUCGUUUAACAUUUCUAUAAAACAGUUGCCAAAUAUGAAAUGUUUCGCUACUUCUGUCUGAUCUCUGUGCAUUCUAUUUUGGUGAAUAGGAACCCUGCUUACUUUGAUCUGCCAAAAAUGCAUUUCUCAAACAUAUUUUUUCUGCUUAA
Carassius auratus (goldfish) is the source of this 3432-nucleotide messenger RNA. RefSeq lists its product as uncharacterized. The transcript is spliced from 5 exons. The record is from RefSeq and is a predicted model, not a curated record. Gene Ontology annotation, molecular function: GTP binding. Bases 293 to 2803 code for a protein of 836 amino acids. Lineage: Eukaryota; Metazoa; Chordata; Actinopteri; Cypriniformes; Cyprinidae.